CUCCGGAGGCCGCUCGGCGGCGCCCGGGACUGGAGCUCGAGAGAGCGAGCGAGAGCACCGGGUCCGCCGCAGUCGCGGGUCGCGCCGCCGGACGAGGCUGCGAUGGAGUUGGAGCCCGAAGUGCUGCGGCAGGAGGCCCGCGAGAACGUGGAGGCAGCGCUGAGUUACCGGCGCGAGCUCGACCACCGGCUGCUGGGGCUGCGGGAGGCGCGGAGGCAGAUCAAAGAGAGUGCAUCGCAGACAAGAGAUGUCCUCAAACAGCAUUUUAAUGACUUAAAGGGGACCCUUGGAAAGCUUCUGGAUGAGAGAUUGGUGAGACUUCUGCAGGAGGUGGACACUAUUGAACAGGAGACUAUUAAACCACUUGAUGACUGCCAGAAGCUUAUAGAACAUGGAGUUAAUACUGCAGAGGACUUAGUACAUGAAGGUGAGAUUGCCCUUCUUGAUGGUGCUGGGGAACAAAAUGAAAAACUCUGGAGCUUUACCAAAAAGGCUUCACACAUUCAGUUGGACAGCUUACCAGAGGUGCCUUUACUGGUUGAUGUGCCUUGUUUAUCAGCUCAGUUGGACGACUCGAUUCUUAACAUAGUAAAAGACCACAUUUUUAAGCAUGGAACUGUAGCGUCUCGCCCACCAGUACAGAUAGAAGAACUGAUAGAGAAACCUGGAGGUAUCAUAGUACGAUGGUGUAAGGUGGAUGACGACUUUACAGCCCAAGACUACAGGCUCCAGUUCCGUAAAUGCACGUCCAAUCACUUCGAGGACGUGUAUGUAGGCUCUGAGACGGAGUUCAUAGUAUUGCAGAUAGACCCCAACGUGGACUAUCAGUUCCGGGUGUGUGCCCGGGGAGAUGGCCGGCAGGAGUGGAGUCCUUGGAGUGUCCCCCAAACGGGUCACUCCACUUUGGUGCCUCAUGAGUGGACAGUUGGUUUUGAGGGUUACAGUCUGAGCAGUAGAAGAAACAUCGCACUCCGGAAUGACUCUGAGUCAACUGGCGUCCUCUAUUCAAAUGCUCCAACUUACUUCUGUGGGCAGACAUUAACUUUCAGAGUGGAAACUGUGGGGCAGCCAGACAGAAGAGAUAGUAUAGGAGUCUGUGCAGAAAAACAGAAUGGGCAUGAAUCUCUGCAGCGGGACCAAGCUGUGUGCAUUAGUACAAAUGGUGCAGUGUUUGUAAAUGGAAAAGAAAUGACCAAUCAAUUGCCUGCAGUUACUUCUGGAUCCACUGUCACAUUUGACAUUGAAGCUGUGACUUUAGGAUCCAUCAAUAACACCGAAGGCGGAAACUUCAAACUUCGAGUAACUAUUAGCUCAAACAACAGAGAAGUGGUUUUUGAUUGGUUACUCGACCAAAUUUGUGGUUCCCUUUACUUUGGAUGCUCGUUUUUCUAUCCUGGAUGGAAGGUGCUGGUAUUCUAGAUUUUUGGACGAAUGGCUUUGAUUUACAGGGAUUCAUUGUUAUCUGCCCUCAGCCCAAUUUUAUGGUAACCGAUUUUGAAAUGGUUAGACUCGUCUCUGUUUCAACAUGGAAAUGGAAAGUGUUUAGUGGAUUUUGGUUCUGUCAAUAAGAGGCUUGAAUAUUGUGAACAGAAUCAUCAUGCACUCAGGUUUUUUCAUAGCGGUCAUUGAAAUUUAACAAGAAAACUUUAAGUUAACUUAGCAUUUAAAGUGUGAGGAGAUGCAGAAAGACCUGUACUCUUCUUUGCACUUCUUUUUAAAGUAGAUGUUCAGGAUAGAAACAUUUGACUUAGUAUUUAAAAAAAUUCUCCAUCUUUAAGGAGCCAGGGCCAUGUGAGUAAGCCAGAGUUUCAAAUAUGCUGUCUCCAGGCAUUUUUAAACAGUAUUAGAUUUUAUCACAUGUUCAGUAAUCCCGAAGUCUCAAAUAUA
Messenger RNA from Suncus etruscus (white-toothed pygmy shrew), 1887 nucleotides. It is a transcript of the gene CRLF3, whose product is annotated as cytokine receptor like factor 3. The transcript has 8 exons. The coding region runs from base 103 to 1419 and encodes 438 amino acids. The record is from RefSeq and is a predicted model, not a curated record. Gene Ontology annotation, molecular function: protein binding. NCBI's taxonomy places the organism in Eukaryota, Metazoa, Chordata, Mammalia, Eulipotyphla, Soricidae.